AUGGUGGAGCGUCUGGGCGAAUGGUUCCCCUUUUCCUCCGAGUUGUACUGCCGGAAGCUCACGCUGUAUGAUCGCAUGUUCUGGGACGCCCCCGCGGGCCCCCCGGCUGCGGGGGCGGCGUCUCCCUUCUCCCUGGCCACGUGUGCCUUUGCGUGCGCUGCCCCUUUUGGGGGGUCCAUCGCCGUUCUGCACGCUGCACCGCACCCAGCCGACGCCGGCGGAGACGUGGAUUGCACGGUGCACGUGUACACGAGUGCUGGUGAGUUGCAGGCGCGGCUGCGUCUUCCGGGCGGUGUGGGCUCACCCAUCGAUGUGGGGUGGACGAAGGAGGAAGCCCUUGUCAUUCUAACGGACCAGCAGGCCUGCGUUUUAUUUAACGAUAUUCACACGGGAAGCUCCGCGCUGAGCGCGGAUGGCGCCUCUUCCGCCUGCACAAUUCGCCUCCAAGACGCCACGGUGCCCGCGUCUUCCCAUUCCGUGGGGGUUGCCGUUGUCCCGACGAUUCUUUCCUGCAUGCGCCCGGAGGGAUUGUUCUGCAUCGACGCCAACGCGUGGCUGCGGGGCCUCAUGCACGUCGAGCGCCAGGCCCCUAAGCUGCAGGCACCGGAGCGUCUUGUGGCGGGGCUUCUCCCCACCGCUCUUGACUUCAUCCCAGCCGAGUGGAACGAUGAUGGCGAUACGGUGUUCUACCUGGCAGCCAGGCCACAGGGCCAGAGAGGGGACAGCACGCUGCACGUCUUCACCUCCAAUCAUGGCCUGCGUACAAAGGCACGCCAGCGUGUACCCGGCAGAGUUUUGACGAUGAAGUUAAAUCACACCGGUCUCUGCAUCGCGCUAUUUACAGACCGGGCGGAACUCUACAUCUUAUCGAGCAAUCUGGGCUCUGUUGUGUUUUCCCUGGCCUUGGGCUCACGCAGCCGGGGGCCGGAAAAAAUGGAGUGGUGUGGGGCGUCAUUUGUCCUGCUUCACUUUAACGACACCGUCGCCCACCACGGCUACCCAUCACGCACGGUCUCACCAAUGUUCUCGCUUCUCAUUCCGACUCUGCCGGAGGCCUCGGUGAAGUACGAACGGUUCGAUUGGGAGCCCGAGGGCAGUGGGCAUGUCACUACCGUGGCGGAAGUCGAUGGCGUUCGCGUCCUCACCGAGAGGGCCUGCUACUUUCUGGAGCAGGUGCCAAAGAGCCUUGUCACCCUGUGUCGCAUAAAGCCCUUGUCGCGCUCCGCACAGUUGGUCGCCGCUUGCGCGGACGGGGGGAAUCGCUUGCCGCGCGUGUGUCGAUUACUGUCGACGUGGGGAAGCUCCACCUUCGCUGGGGCCAUUGAGGACGUCUUGGAUGCCGCAGAGCGCGAGUUUUCUCCGGACCAGCAAUACCUCUUGUUGGCCGCAGCCUCCUUCGCCAAUGAAGUGCACCGGCGGUACGACUCCGACGCCUUUGUGGACAUUGUACGGCGACUGCGUGUGCUUCACACGGUGCGAAGCCACCCUGGGUGCCGGAUGCCGCUCUCCUUUCGGCAGUACUGCACUCUUUCCGGGCUGGAGCAGACGCGCGCCCUCUCCCCCUCCGAGGCGCAGGUGCUGGUGGACCGUCUGGCAAAUCGCUGUUGUUUCCAACUGGCCUUCGAUAUCACAGGCGCCCUCAAUAUGAAGCCGCUGCGGUUGCUUUCGCAGUGGUCCUGCCACAAGGUGCGUGACAACGCACUUGACGAUCACACCGUCUACGCCCACAUUCGAGACGUGCUGCGGCGGCACCCCGGUUCCAGCUACGUGGAGAGCUCUCUGGCUGCAUUCCGCCACGGUCGCGGCGCACUGGCCAUCGCACUACUCAACGAGGACCUGAGUGUGCACAGAAAGGUAACUGUGUUUCUGCUCGUCGGUGAGUGGGAGCUCGCGAUGCAUUGGGCGGCCCUUGGCGAUGACGCCGAUCUCAUUCAUCUGACACUCGCCUACGCCAUAGCCUCAGUGGAGGAUCGCGCCAAGCUCUUCAACGUGAUACUGGGCCACCCAACGGUUUUGGCAUCCAUGCUGCUCGCGGCGCGCCUGCUGCCUGUGUGGCGAGCGAUGCUCAAAGAAAUCUGCGCACAACACGUCGACUCCACAUUGGCGCUUUACUGUGCCCGGAGCUGCGUUGCACUUUCGCUCGAAGCGGACAAACGUGCACCGAACCGCGAGGCGUCAAGGCAGACGGAGGCGGGGGCGAAGGCAGCGGUGGAAGCAGAUGCACCUGAUACCAAAGCGCAUCGAAGCCGUUCGCCUCAUGGUGAGAAGGGCGAUGGGCAUACAAAAGAAAAGCUGGACACGCACCUCGAGACAAUACUCCGUCCACUGGCGCCACCGUCUUUGCCUGACGCAUGGGCGGCACUGGAGAACUGUCGAAAGACGGACCGCAACGUCAGUGGGGGCUUUGCGCAGGCCACUUCCGCUGGUGCCGCGAGAAACUAUCCGUUGGUGUUUUCACCGUUUUUUAACGAAACGAGGGAUGAUGAGUUGCGGUGGUUGUCUCUGCACUUCAAGCUCGUAGAGUUGCAACAAGGCCUUGCAGCGGAGCACGGUGACCCACGCUUCCUCCAGUGCAGCGUAGCACGCACACUCUACCUCUGCCUCCUGCACGACGACGACGGUAACGCGGAGGACUUGCGUGCCAAAUACCACGUCAGUGCGCGGAUGUACACCCACACGAAGUUGCGUGCCCUUUGCGACGCGGGCAGGUGGACGGAGGCGGAAAAACUUGGCGGGGACUUGGACGGUCGCCUUGCCUCGACGCCGCCUAUCGGCUACGCGCCGUUUGUGGAACAGUUCGCUCUCCACGCACAAGUAGCCAGUGCCCUGCGCUUCAUCCCAAAAUUGGACAGUGUCGCUGGCAGAGUGGCGUGGCUCAUGCAGCUGCAUCAGCCACAACUGGCUAUUGAGGAUGCCUUACGCGAAAAAGACGCGACUCUUAUUCAAAAUAUUAUGAGAAGAACAACUGACUCGGAUUUGCGCAACUACGCACUUCGAUGCCUGCAAGAACUGCAAUAG
Messenger RNA from Trypanosoma conorhini, 3018 nucleotides. RefSeq names its product putative vacuolar protein sorting protein 16. NCBI's taxonomy places the organism in Eukaryota, Euglenozoa, Kinetoplastea, Trypanosomatida, Trypanosomatidae. Bases 1 to 3018 code for a protein of 1005 amino acids. Gene Ontology annotation, molecular function: actin binding. Gene Ontology annotation, cellular component: lysosomal membrane; cytoplasm; endosome. Gene Ontology annotation, biological process: intracellular protein transport; endosomal transport; vacuole fusion, non-autophagic. The record is from RefSeq and is a predicted model, not a curated record. The transcript has a single exon.